Molecule: messenger RNA, 2415 nt
Organism: Vollenhovia emeryi
Lineage: Eukaryota; Metazoa; Arthropoda; Insecta; Hymenoptera; Formicidae
Gene: Naa60
Product: N-alpha-acetyltransferase 60
Exons: 2
Coding region: 278-1201 (307 amino acids)
Biological process (GO): N-terminal peptidyl-methionine acetylation
Cellular component (GO): Golgi membrane
Molecular function (GO): histone acetyltransferase activity; protein-N-terminal amino-acid acetyltransferase activity
Source: RefSeq, a predicted model, not a curated record
GGGCGCGGGGGCCGGAGGAGGCGCGAGAAACAACGAAACGCGUGUGACACGGCACGGCACGGCACGGCAGUCGGCAGUGUCGGCACCCUCGGCCCGUCCCGUCCGUCGCGCUCACGCGGCCGGGAACGCGCGCACCGACGAGGCACAGGGAGGCGGCGCCAACCACCCGCGUGUUCACGGGCGACGAGCGUCGCCGUCGUCGCCGCCGCACCGUUCGACCGACGGUACGACGCACAAAUGACGAGCCGCGCGGCGAGACCAGGCGAGCCGCGGCGCGAUGGCAGUGUCCUUUAACCGGUACCUGCCGGUGAUCCUGCCGGAGGUCGACGACAGCGGGCCCGGCGGCGCCGUCGCCGCGGCCGACGUACGCGCCUCGUACGCCACGGAUGAGACCGUCGCGAGGAGCGGCUCGACCAGCACCACCACCAUCGGCGGCGGCGGCGGAUCGGCAACGACGACGACGACGACGACGACGACGACCUCCGUAGCGACGCCGGCGGUCACGGUGACGAAAUCGGCGGUCACGGUGCCGUUGUGCGUCCUGGGCGAGGUGCAGCUGCGCUUCCUCUGCCCCGACGACCUGGAGGAGGUGCGCUCGCUCUGCCAAGACUGGUUCCCCAUAGAUUAUCCUUACUCGUGGUACGAAGACAUCACAAGCUCGUCGAGGUUCUACGCGCUCGCGGCAGUCUACGGCGGCGUGAUAAUAGGGCUGAUCGUCGCUGAGAUAAAGCCCUACGCCAGGCUGAACAAGGAGGACCGCGGCAUCUUGUGCUCCAGCCUGGGCAAGAACUGCCUGGUGGGCUACAUACUCAGCCUGGGGGUGCGUCGCGCCUACAGGAGAAACGGCAUCGCCUCGCUGCUGCUGGAGCAGCUGCUCGCCCACGUCACCGCGCCCGAACGUUCCUCCGUAAAGGCAGUCUUCCUACACGUGCUCUCCAGCAACGCUCCCGCUAUAUUGUUUUAUCAGAGGUGCCACUUCCGGCUGCACAGCUUCCUACCGUACUACUACUCGAUCCGGGGCAAGUGCAAGGACGGCUUCACGUACGUCCUCUACGUCAACGGCGGCCACGCGCCCUGGGGCAUCUGGGACUGGGUGCGUCACCUGGCCGGCGCGAUGACCAGCCUCGUGCCGUGCAGGGUGCCGCGGUGGAUCUGGCAGCGUCUCUUGUGGGCGACCACCGUUCUCUCUUACCACAGAUGAUACAUUUUGUGAUUUGUUAUGUUCCAUUACGUAUUUAUUUUCCUCCUUUGGAUUCUAGAGAUGUUAUAGAGUGUGCAAAGUGCCAUGCGCUGGUCGACGUUACGAGCGGGUUCGCGUAGACGGCCACGGCGCGGCCGUACCAUUUUAUCGCGUAGUUCUGCGUGCCGAUGCAAAGUUAGAAGAAAGGAAAAAACAUGGACGCUGGAUGCUACGAUUCGAUUUACGUAACGCGAACGGAUAUUAAAGUUUGUCGAAAGUUCGGGCAGCGAGGCUUCAGAGUACCUUAGCACGGCUUCUGUUAUCAAGAAUUGCUAGUUGUUGAACACAUACCGUUAUAAUACUAUUGUAAUAAUACUAUAGUUCGCAUGUAACUGCCAAAAAUAAUUAAGUUGAGAUUUUUGCAUAAUAUCUAAUAUAUAUAUAUAUAUAUAUAUCUUCCAUUGUUUCGAAAGAUUUAUAAUGUUAAAUCGUUGUUAAUUUUAACGAAGGCACAAAAUUCCAGAUUAUACUUCACCAUUUUUUUACUCGAGGAUUCGCGUAACGUUUUACCUAAUUUAGGACGUGUAUCGAAACUUUCUCAGAUUUGUAAUCUUCAAUUUUCUACCAGGAAGUCCGGAAAUUGAAAAUCGUAGAGCGAAUUAUGAUUUUUUAAAGUAAAAAUGAUUUAAAAGACUGCGUCGUUACGAUUCAUACUUUGUAUACCUCUGCUGCCAUCGAUUGUAUAAUAUAUGUAUAAACUGUGUAUAUAUUUUGUAUAUUAAAUAAACACUUAAUAUCUUAACAUGAAAUAACGGGAGUAAGACGGACUGAUGAUUCAUCCUGACGGAUUGUCUUAAACUGCAGUGGAAUAUGUUUAUACCGCAGGAAUUAUUUUAAAAAACGCGUCAAUAAUAUGGUCCAGCUAUAAUGCGACUUGUGGGCAUUUAAGGUCGUUCCACAUUGAUCCAAUCGAGAUAAUGGAUCUCCAGGUAUUCUCGCAUGUCCAUGAAUAAGACAAAAUUAGUUUACAUAUGACAGAGUAGACAGCCAUUUUUUCUCCGUGGUAUAAAUUUAAGCGCACUUAAAACUUGUAACAUGAAAAAUAGCGGUGUGUCGUAACUUGUGUAUAGCUAAACUGCCAAUUAGCAUUUUACGAAUGAUGUAGAAAUCUGUUAGCAAUUUUUUUUAAAUACAAUUUUGAAUAUCUAUAUUGCGCAAUUAUUUCUCUAUUUUAU